AUGUGUUUCAGAAAACUCUCUGGACAUGCUAUUUGGAAUCACCUUUAUGAAGACUUUGGUAAAAUGACUGCUAAGCAGAAGGCUGAUAUGCUUCUGAGAUUGCUUUUAAAGCUUUUCACUUUGAAUGACCCCUUGACGGAAAAGAUGGAGCUUUUAGAAUCAGGUAGCCAUGACGUUUUUCCUCUUACUUAG
This is a messenger RNA of Debaryomyces tyrocola, 192 nucleotides long. The record is from the annotation of a GenBank genome assembly. Lineage: Eukaryota; Fungi; Ascomycota; Pichiomycetes; Serinales; Debaryomycetaceae.